GUCUGUGUCAUAUCCCCUGCUGAUCCUGGUAAUGGAGAAAGAUGAAUGAAGAAUUUACUAUAUUUCUAUCUUCUAGAUUUGGUUAUCAUUUGAGUCAUUAACCGCAAGUAUUCAUCUCAGCCGUUAUGUUGGAUAAGGGUUAUUACAUUAAACAACGUCAAAAUGUGGCGAUUAGGGAGGCCAUCGGGAACCAAAGUGUUGAGAAGAUGCCACAGCUCACCAACGGAUGUGUGUUGCAAACUUUACAGCAGAUCUCGCCAGAAAAAUCAUAACUUACGCCUUCCAUCUGAUGGCAUCUUUGGUAGCUUAAAGGCACAUCACUUUUUUAUAAAAACAAAAAGCUCUUGUCAAAAUGCAUGGAAGGACCUGAGAUCAUCAAGUAUGUGUUAUUCCAUCUCCGGGUUCAAUCCUAGGUUUUAUUGCUCCUAUGAGUCUGUCACAGAUCCCAUUGAAAUCCACAAACAGAAGCUGGCACAAUGGUUUAAUCACCUCCCUGAAGAGGAGAAGCAGUUCGGUGGCUACUUUUCUCCCGAAACCAUGCACGUAGAGCCGCUCAUGCUAGAGCGUCAUCCGGAUGAGGAAAGAGGUCUUCCAGUGAGUCGCUUCAAGACAAAUGCAAACGUAUCUACACAUCCCUCUCUCUCUGUAGAGCAGCUCUUUGAGGCUGAUCAUGAUGAAAACAAAGCACGAGGACUAAAUGUUUUACUCUAUGGAGCUGUCGGCACCGGAAAAAGUACUGUUGUCCGUAAACUGGUGCUGGAUUGGUGUGCUGGAUCUGCCUUGUCCCAGUUCAAACUUCUGUUGCCCUUCUCCUGUGAGGAUCUCUCGUAUGCAUCCAAAGCAACGUCCCUUCGAGAUCUUGUCGGGAAAAAAUACAUGCACCUUCGAAAGACAAAUUAUCUUAAUGGAGAUGUUGACAAAGCCAAGGACGUCCUCUUCAUCUUCAACGGAAUGGAGAAGAUGAAGCUGGACUUUCGCAUCGGCUCGACAGAGUUAUGCAGUGAUCCCAAUGAAGCUCUGCCGACAGGAUGUGUUGUUGUUAAUCUACUUAGGAAAUACCUUCUACCUGAGGCUAGCAUUUUAGUCACAACCAGAUUGUCUGCCAUGGACAGAAUUCCCAAAAAAUACGUAAACCGCUUUGUACAGAUUUGUGGCUUCAAUGAUCCUGAUCGCCAGAGAGCGUACUUCACGAGCAGGCUCCUGCAACAAAAUGGAGAGAAGGACGGACCAACAAAGGCGGCUGAAUCUCUCAUCGAAAUGUUUUACUUGAACCUACAACGAGAGAGUCAUUUAGCGACAGCAUGCUUUUUACCAUCUUAUUGCUGGCUUACAUGCGCCACUCUUCAUCUUUUGCAUUUUACGGACGCCAAUGCACCGAUUCGAACCCUUACCGGUAUCUACACGAGUUUCAUGAGGCUCAACUUUGGGGGAGAGCUGAUAACUACGGAUGGGAAUGCAUCCUCACAAGACCAGGAGAACUCACUCAUGCUAUAUGUGGUCCGUACUGUGGGGAAGCUGGCUUUUGAUGGGAUCACCAAAAAGAGGACAUCCUUCUCUGCUGAAGACCUGGAGCAGUGGGUCGGUGGUAAGACCAAGACGGACGAAGAGCUCCGCCAACUGGCGGUGUUUCGCACAGACGUACUUGACUUCUUCCUGGUCCCUGAUGACAACGGUCCACAUCCAGAGUCUGGGGAGAGACGUUAUGUGUUUGCUGUCCCUGCCAUGCAGGAAUAUUUCGCCGCUCUUUACGUCGUUCUUGGUGAGAACAAAACUGUCCUGGAGAAGUUGACUAAGCAGAUAUCGGAGGAUUUAGGGCAGGCCACUGAGGAAAUUACAAGCUUACUGUCCAUUCUCUCCAAAAUCAUACCAUUCCGCAUCUUUGCCAUCUUCAACUUGCUCAAGUUGUUUCCCAAACUCUUUGAACGAAUCAGCAGCUUUACCAAAGGACGCAUUGCUCACACCAUGGCGGCAGAAAUGUUUCGCUCGGAGGACAGCUUCAAUGAAGAUGUCCUGGAUCAGGUGGAGCAAAGUCUGCUGGGAGUUCACGGACCCCAGCCGCAAGUGGAAAGUGACACUAGGGCGUUUGAACUCUACCCCAUCUUCAUGGGCGGACUUCUUCAUUAUGAAAACAGGAGGCUGCUGGGGCAUCUCGGGUGUGACAUCAAGAGUCAAACCGUCGCACAGAUCACUCGGACGCUAAGGAAACAUCUGAUCAAGGAGAGUAGUAAGAAGCAGCCACCUGAGGAGCUGAUGGACCUUCUGGUUUUACUUUAUGAGUUUCAGAACCCUCGACUUACAGCUGAAGUGCUGCAGUCCAUCAAGACCAUCAACUUGUCUACUGUGCGCAUGACCCCUCUCAAGGGUUUUGUGCUCAGUACGGUGCUGAACUGCACUCGCUCUAGUUUCCACCUGGAUGAGCUCAACCUGUCCUCAUGCCACAUUACUCCAGAUCUAUUGCAGAUGCUCUGGCCAGCCUUCCAUCACACUACCAACCUCAAUCUCCAGUUUAACAGCUUGGGUCCUGAGUCCUGCAUUCUUCUGCGAGAUCUGCUGCUGGAGCCCAACUGUACAAUUAAGUCAAUACAUUUGUGUGAUAACCACUUGACGGACGCAGGUGUCAACCAUCUACUAGAAGCUCUGUCUGGUAACCAUUCUCUGCAGCGGCUAUCUCUGAUGCACACUGGCCUUGGGGACACGGCAGCAUAUCUACUGGCUGAGAAACUGGGCCAGCAUGACAUGUUAAAGGAACUGAAUGUCGCCUACAAUAACAUAGGAGACAGUGCAGCUCUCACACUGGUCGACGCCUGUCGAGAACACCCCAGCAUCCAUACAGUACAUCUAUACCUGAAUGAGCUUACUGAUGUGGGCAAGCAGUCACUUCACGUGCGCGGUGGUCCUCGGGUGAGGGAGGGCCGUCGGGUGAAGGUUCUGGCAUCUGUAACGGAGGGCUCGGACAUUUCAGAAGACUGGCACCCCAUUCUGAGCAUUAUUGGAAAAAAUUCCCUGUCCUGGGAGAGGGAGCGUGUACGCGAGCAACUGCACGUCUUCCUGAAAGAUCUAGAAUGGGGUCGGAAGCAGCAGACUUUCUGGAAGAAGCUGCACUUCCGAAGAGUAGAGAGCGUUGUGAGACAAACCCUGCGGACACUGGAGAAGAGCAGUGACACGGGAACAGGCUCUGCUUAGAAUUGAUGGGUUUAGCAUAGGAAUAGCAGGGGUGGGUGUUUCCUUUCUCAAGUUGUAAAUUUAGGAAUAAAAUUCCUUAAAAGAUGCCUUAAUUUCCAAGUGAUCUGCCAUAUGUUAAAGGGAUAGUUCACCAAAAAAUGAAAAUUGUGUCAUCAUUUACUAACUUUAAUUUUGUUCUAAACCUGUAUGAAUUUCUUUUUUUCUGAUAAACACAAAAGAAGAUAUUUUGAUAAAUGAUUGCAACCACUGACUUCCACAUUAGGAAAAACAAAUACGAUGGAAUUUAAUGGGUACCGUCAACUGUGUGCUUACCAUCAUUUAUCAAAAUAUCUUCUUCAUCAUUUAUCACAAUACUUCCAUAAUAUAUAUUUUCCUAAUAUGAAAGUCAACUGUUACAAACAGCUGUGUGCUUACCAUCAUUUAUCAAAAUAUAUUUUUUAUGUUCAUCAGAAAAAAGAAAUUCAAACAGAUUUAGAACAACAUGAGGUUUAGUAAAUGAUGACAGAAUUUUUAUUUUUGGGUGAACUAUUCCUUUAAUUGGUUAUUUGUCAUGUGUCAAUUGGUAUUGUCAUGUGUCAGCUGUGUUACAGCUUUUCGUUGUACUUUUGCUUUAGGUCAUUUUGAAAAAACACUGUGAUGUUUUAAUUUUAAUUCAUUGUUUAUGGGAAAGGUCAAUGUUUCUGUAUUAAAUUUGAGAAUGUUUUGUAUUAGUACUUGAAAUUUGCACCUUGUUGCACUAUAAAAUAUGUUGCCAUGAAUAUGCAUGUGUUCAGGGAGAAUUUAAGGUGCUUUAAUAUCACAUGAAUUAACUCUUCACUUCGCAGACCAGCGUCUCGGAUGGUUCAAAACCAGACCGAAAUACUCGUAAUAUGCAUGUGUAAUACUAACACAUCUGCAUCCUUUGCACAUAAAUGCAUUUUGUGCCUUAAUCUGUUAUCAAAAAACUAAUGUUAAACAUAUGCAAUUACAAAAAAUAAAGUGUUGAUCAGU
This is a messenger RNA of Paramisgurnus dabryanus, 4173 nucleotides long. RefSeq names its product NLR family member X1 (gene nlrx1). Lineage: Eukaryota; Metazoa; Chordata; Actinopteri; Cypriniformes; Cobitidae. The record is from RefSeq and is a predicted model, not a curated record. Gene Ontology annotation, molecular function: protein binding.